AUGACCCGCCAUCUCAAAGAGCAGCAGAUACGGCACGUGGCAUCAAAGUGGUUCAAGAGGCUGCGAAAAGAGACGGCAGAUCCUGCUGUUGCGCAAAACAUGUCCGAUCCCGCUCAAGUCCUCUCCCGUAAAUACGGCAAAUGCGGUGAUGUACUCGGAUGGGGUGCCUUUGGUACAGUCCGUGUUUCCUACAAAAUCGACGAGAAGAAUCCGAGUAGCAAGCAAGCCUUUGCAGUAAAAGAGCAUAAGCAGCUCGAAGGAGAAUCGGAUGAAAGGUACCACAGGCGCGUAAUUUCAGAAGUCAACAUCUCAUCUUCGCUGCAUCACCAAAACAUUCUUGCUACUUUGGAUCUUCUGCAGGACGACAAGGGCGUGGAAUGCCAGAUUAUGGAGUACUUUCCUGGGGAGGAAUUGCACUCAGUUAUCCUGCAUGCCGGUGAACUAGAAGAAACAGAAUCUGAUUGCUUCUUUAAGCAGUUGAUACAAGGAAUAGUGUAUAUGCACGAGAUGGGCGUGGCGCAUCGCGACCUCAAGCCCGAAAACGUCCUUCUUACUACAAGUGGAUUAGUCAAGAUCAUCGACUUUGGGAAUGCCGAAUGUUUCCGUGCAGCCUGGGAGACAGAAGCACGCAUGAGUUCUGGAAUCUGUGGCUCUUUGCCGUAUAUCGCUCCAGAAGAAUUUACACUCAAGGAAUUCGACCCCCGCCCCCUAGAUGUAUGGGCUUGCGGUAUGAUCUACAUGGCCAUGCGAACUGGCGAGAAUCCGUGGCGCGCUGCACGGCCGGAUGAGGAUGAAAAAUAUAAGGAAUACGUCGAAAAACGCAAGACGGAAGCUGGCUACGAGCCUAUUGAAUGUCUGAGACGUCGCCAAUGCCGGAAUGUCGUUUACUCUAUCCUCGAACCUAGUCCCAUGCGCCGUUUGACAGCUCACCAAGUUCGAUCGUCUGAAUGGGUUAAGCAGAUUCCGCUUUGCUGUCCAGACACGACAAACGACUAA
Bipolaris maydis ATCC 48331 is the source of this 996-nucleotide messenger RNA. RefSeq names its product kinase domain-containing protein. The record is from RefSeq and is a predicted model, not a curated record. Gene Ontology annotation, biological process: protein phosphorylation; intracellular signal transduction. Gene Ontology annotation, molecular function: protein serine/threonine kinase activity; ATP binding. Lineage: Eukaryota; Fungi; Ascomycota; Dothideomycetes; Pleosporales; Pleosporaceae. Gene Ontology annotation, cellular component: cytoplasm.